AUGAGGGCGUACUUGUGUGUUGCAGUGCUGCGCGACGAAUUCCGUGCGGAGCCAAAGAACACGCGCGUGGCACAGGGGGACACGGCGCUGCUGGAGUGUGGCCCCCCGAGGGGUCAUCCCGAGCCCUCAGUCACGUGGCGCAAGAACGGCCACCCGCUGGACCUCGACUCCAACAAGAGGCUGCGGCUGGUGGACGGCGGCAACCUGGGCAUCAUGGACGUGCGUCAGAGCGACGACGGACGCUACCAGUGCGUCGCCAGGAACUCGGCCGGCGUCCGCGAGUCCGCCAUAGCACAGCUCCGGGUGCACGUGCGGCCGUUCCUGGUGCGCGGCCCGGAGGACGCGGUGUCGCUGGCGGGCGGCGCGGUGCAGUUCACGUGCCGCGUGGGCGGAGACCCGCCCCCGGAGGUGCUGUGGCGGCGCACGGCGGGCGGCGGCUCCAUGCCGCUGGGCCGCGUGCACAUCCUGGAGGACCGCAGCCUGCGCGUGCAGGACAUCACGCCCGAGGACGAGGGCGAGUACAGCUGCGAGGCCGACAACGCCGUCGGCUCAGUCACCGCCUCCGCCACCCUCACCGUGCACUCGCCGCCGUCUCUGACGCUGCGGCCCGCUGAGCUGACGGUGGAGCAGCGCCGCGACGCCGUGUUCGAGUGCUCGGCGUCGGGGAAUCCCCGGCCGUCCGUCUUCUGGUCCGUGUCCGGAGCCAAGGCGCUGCUCUUCUCCGGAGCGUCCAACGGCCGCUGGGCCGCCUCCACCUCUCCUGAGGGCAGCGCGGUCCUCACCCUCCAGGGCGCGACUCGCAACGACUCCCGCAGCUGGGUGACGUGCUCGGCGGUGAACGCGGCCGGGUCGGCGGUGGCGCGCGCGCGGCUGCGCGUCGUGGCGCCGGAGGACCUGCCGCCGCCGGUGAUCGCGCUCGGCCCCGCCAACCAGACGCUGCCCGUGCAGUCGGUGGCGCUGCUGCCGUGCCGCGCCGCGGGCAGCCCGCCGCCCGUCAUCACGUGGUACCGCGACGGCGCGCCCGUGCUGCCCGGCCCGCGCGUCAACGUCUCCGCCUCCGGCACGCUCCAGAUCAACGACCUGGAGAAGCGAGACAGCGGCCUGUACACGUGCGUGGCGUCUUCGCGCAGCGGGAAGGCCACGUGGAGCGCCAGCCUGCGCCUCGAGCUGCCCACCAACCCCAACAUCCACUUCUUCCGCGCGCCGGAGCCGUCCACGUUCCCCGGUCCGCCGAGCCGGCCGCACAUCGUCAACGUCACCGCCUCCAGCGUCACCAUCCAGUGGACGCGCAACAACAAGAUCGGCUCCUCGUCCCUGCUCGGCUACCAGGUGGAGCUGUUCGGGCGCGACGAAUCUGCGGGCGGCGGCGGCGGCGGCGGCUGGGUGGUGUCGGCGCGGCGCGUGCCGGGCCCCAGCUACACGCAGCACCACCUGGCGCCCGGCGUCACCUACACCUUCCUGGUGCGCGCCGAGAACUCGCACGGCCUGUCGCCGCCCAGCCCGCUGUCCGAGCCGGUGACGGUUCCCGCGGGCGCCGCGGGCACAGCCGGCAGGGCGGACGAGGAGCGGCUGCUGGCCCGGGCGACCGCCAGCCUGCUGGCCGGCCACAUCGUCGAGCUGGCCGACGCGCAGCCCGUCGCCUCCACAGCCGUCAAGCUCGUCUGGGAGAUCUUGAGUGCAGAGUUUGUUGAGGGCUUCUACAUAUACUCAAGACCACUGGAUGGAGUUCGCAUGCCAGGAGCCUACAAUGUGCUGACAGUGCUGCAUGCUGGAGAAGCAUCAGGUUUCCAAGUGUCCGGCCUAGCAAAGUACACACGCUACGAGUUCUUCCUGGUGCCCUUCUACAAGACUGUUGAUGGCCGUCCUUCUAACUCAAGAACUGUACGCACUCUGGAAGAUGUUCCAUCUGAACCACCAACACAAAUAGAAGCUACUCUGCUAAAUGCCACUGCAGUAUACCUGAAGUGGAAACCACCACCUGCAAGCUCACACAAUGGUGUUCUGAGAAGCUAUCAGGUUGUGGUACGCACAGGAGGAACUGCUGAAAGCAAUACUUCAAGGGUACUCAGCAAUGUAACAGUGAGUGCAACGAGCCCCACCCUGCUGCUGACCAACCUAACUGCCGGUGUGACGUACAUUGUCCAGGCAUCCGCUGUCACCCGAGCUGGUCCAGGGCCUGCCAGUGCUCCAGCCACUCUCAGACUUGAUCCUGCCUCACGGUUACUGCUCAGAGACCACCAUAACAGGCAACCUGUAGGAAAUGAUCCAAGCCUAAGCCCUGGAAUUAGUGGAAAUGACUUCCUCACAGAGACCUGGUUCAUUGCUUUGCUGGGAAGCAUGGUUGCAGUAAUGGCAUUGCUUUUUGCUUCCAUGUUCCUUGUGAGACGCAGACAACUCAUGGCAAAGAAAUCCACUUUGCAUGAUUCACGGCCAAAUACCAGUGUGCUUCCUGCUCCUUUAAAUCUAAAAGCAGCAGUUGGUUUGACACCCAGUUCCCAUGACUCUUCGCUCUGGAUAGAAAAUCGCCCAACCCCUAGCUGUUGGAGAUCAUCAGAAACACGCACCGUAACUACUGGUGGCUCUGUAACACCAACAAUGAAAGAAUGUAUAGAUAAUAGAAUGCUUGAACCCACUCCAGCAUAUGCAGAAACUGGGAUUCGGUCAACACCGUCUUAUGAAGCAGGAGACACACAAGCUGAAAAUGAGCACAUGCCAGCUUAUGCUGAGGUAGAUGCUGCACAUACCACAUUAAGCACUUUCCAAGGUUACAGAAGUGGUGAUGAAAGUCCAGCUCCUUAUGCAACAACCACCUUGGUUGGCAGCUCACGGCACAAUAUUGGAAAUGUGGGCUGGCAUCCAACUUGUCACCCAGUAGAUACGGAUGAAACGGCCUACCCUCAGAAUUCCAAUGGCUUCUUUGGAAGAAAUGUAUAUUCUGAUUCAUAUUUUUUUAGUGCACAGUGUGCAAAUGGAUAUGCACUUCAAACAGGACUGCCAAGCACACACAACAACAUUACAGGAAGAAAGGCAAUGUCAGAAAUGGGUCCAAGUAAUGGUCCCACUCCAUCACCUACGCCAACAAGUACACUUCGAAGGAUACAUCGGAGAUCACAGAAGUCCAUUCCAAGACCUGAGCAUCAAGAAUAUGCUAAUCAAGCUCAGAGCAAUGGUCUAAGGGAAAGUCAGUGCUUUUCUGAACCACCUCCAGAUGUCAUCACACCUCCUUCACAACAAACAAACAAUAGCAACCAGAUGCAGCCAUCAUGGAAAGGACACACAACGUGUGGGGUGAAGCCAAUGUUGUUAUUAACUUCAGUGCCCAACACAGACCCAUACAAAGGGUCACAAAUAAUUAAAGACUUGCCACAUGCAACAAAUAAUUAUAAUGCUCACAGUCUGUCCAGCUUUGCGGUGCCUUAUCCUGCCUAUGCACCAGUCACUAGGCAUGGACAGUAUCAAUCAGUGUAUCACCAGUCAUCUCAAAGUGAACCAGGAAAUCACAACAGUCAUGGCACAUAAACUACUAUGUCAUACUGUAUCUGUUUUGUAAAGCAUGUUCAAACUAUGUCAGCUCAGUGACUGAUAACCAUUUAAAAGGACAAUGUAUAGUUUUCCAUUUAAAUGAGGUGUACAUCAUUUGAUAAGAAGAAACCUGACUUUUUAUGAGAUCUGUACAUACUCCCAGUUAAUAAAUUUAUUUUUACCAUUGAAUCCUUACCAUUGUAUAAUUCAAAAUACUAUGAUGAUGCUGAGAGAGAACAAGCUGUAUCUGGUAUUGAAAGUAUUAAGACAACUAUAUGUACUGUAAAUGUCAUGAUCUGUUGAACUUUUAGAGAACUGAACUAAGCAAGAAAAUAUUAAUACUGCUCUCUUUAUGAACUGACUCAACCUAAUGUCUGUUCCUCUCCAUUAUGUUUCAAGUCAAAUAUCAUGACAACAUCAAAUUCUUUCAGCCAUAGCACUUCUACAAUUGUCUAACUGUGAUAAAUGUGUUAUUAUUGAUGUUGUUACCCUUUUUAUACUCAUGGACUAUAUGUAUGCUACAAGAGAUUUAUUUCCUUCAUUGCUUCUUAUUCCAGCUUACAUGUUGUGAAUUGGUAACAGUAAUAAAUAAAUGGACAAUGUCACUAUCAGGAUCAAAAAUUUUUGAAUGUAGAUAAGUGUAUACAUCAUAAAUGAAUGCAUUUUCAGCUUGAAGGUCACACUAACAUUUUUUUACCUUGUAUGUAAAAAUGUGAAGACAGAAUUCAUGACUUUAGUGAGGUCUUAUGUGUUAUAAAAGUUAUUGUGAAGACUGGCAGGCAGGCAGCAUAAAUAAAGGACAAAUGAGAAUAUAUCUAAUAACUGCAUUUCUUUACUGAAUACUGAGAUGUUUCUUGACAGAGUUGCAUGCUAAUCAGUAACUCAGUGUUAGUACAAUUUUCAAGCAGACCUAUUUGUGGCAAAUAAUAUUUAGUUAGAAAAUUUCAUUUGAAAUGACGUCCCUAGCAUACAUUAUCCUUCAGAUCACAAAUCCCUGUAGAAAAAAUAAAAAAGAAUACUACACACACACACACACACACACACACACACACACACACACACAGACACACACACACAAAACAUUAAAAAAAGAUGCAUAUUUAGUUGUUGAGAAAUGAAGAGUUUACAAUUGUGAUAUUCAAGGAUUAGGCUUGAGAGACUUAUACGGAAUUACCCAGCAGGUUAAGAAAAAUGGACUGUCAGUUGUACAUUACCAAUGUCUGAUCAGAAAAAGUUUUGAAAACCGAAAGAUUUAAUUAAACUGUGACCACUUACUUCCAGCUGCUUGUGAAAAUCUUCAUCUUCUGCCAUAACUAGUGUCGAGUAAAUCUCCAAAUUAUCUUCUGGGGCAAGCUAUUUAUUCAACUGUCAUGUCCCAUAGAUUGCAUCACGAAGGAGAACAUUAAGGAAUGUGGAACAUAUCAGGUACACAGCAACAUAGUUAAAACAGAUAUUAGAAACAGCAUCUAUAAUUAAUUAUCAUUAAUAUGUGAUAGAGCGAUACAGCGUAGUAAAAGGUGUACACAUUGGUCUAACAACUUGAAAGAUAAAACAUAAAUGAUAGAAAUAAGUUUCUUUGAUGUUGCCUCUACCCAUCGGUUGUUUUCAUGAAGGAAAGGAUCCUCAAAUGAAACUUUAAUGAACUAAGAUAAAGGUAUUUUUAGCACACUGUGUGCAGCUAACAGAGACAAAAAAUUAUUCAAAUGCUAGAAUUUGAAACCAAAAGUUCCUUCGUUCGGGUACUAGCCCUUAUUUCCUACAAACCUUUCCUCUUCAUCUAGGUAAAGAAACCUCUGAUUCUGAGCUUUUUGGUCAGACUAAAGCAGCAAAACAAAUCACGUAACCUACCAUUAGGAAAGUGAGUGCAACCAGUGACAGUGAUAUGAUUUAUAAAUUAUAGAAUGCAGCAAUCAGUCGCCCCCUUUUCUCUCUCUCUCUCUCUCUCUCUCUCUCUCUCUCUCUCUCUCCAGGUUAUAUUUGGCAAAUCAAGAUUUUGGCUAGUGUCUAGCCAUUAUCAAUGCACUAUUUUCUAUUCUUGAUGCAAGGCAGUUCCCUGUUGUUCAGGCGUCAGUCACAUUUCUGUGAAUACUCAGUACUGACGCCCAAACAACAGGGAACUGACAUGCAUCAAGACUAGAAAAUAGUUCAUUGUUAAUGGGUAGGCACUAGCUGAAAUCUGGAUUUUCCAAAUAAAACCUGCAAAAAAAGGGACAAAUGAUUGCUGCACUCUAUAAUUUACAAAGCAAAACUUAUGCUGAAAUCAAAUAGGUGCCUAAGCUCUUAGUUAUUUGCAGUAUAACAGGAGAAGCAUACGAAUAGCUCUGAACAAUAAUGCAACAUGACACAACAUCUAAACAUCCAGAUUACAUAAUGCUUUGUGUACACUAUUUCAGGUAAAACUGUUAUUGCAUAUAAUACAAAUAGCAUUUUUCGUUUUUCUGAAACAACAUCCAUCACAACAUAACAAUGGAUUUAGAUGAAUAUUUCACACAUCGCAUUUUUUGGCAAAUAGAUUCAUUGCUCUGUUGUCUCUUUUGAACUGUCUCUGCAUUCUCAUAACUUUCCUGAUACAAUAUUACUAGAACACUAGUUGUUCAUUUCCAUAAUUCAUUGUAAUAUUUUGUACAGCUUCAUCCAUUCAGAGCUACUUAAAUACUUGAAGUUAAACUGCAACUCUUCGACAAUUCACAUUACACCUAUACAUGCAACAGACUGUCAUAUCUGUAAUGGUUCAGUGACCACCACUGCUCUGUGGUUACCAAUCUUUGACUUUUUACUUUUGGUGUCAGUGCAGCUAUCAUAAGAAUCGCAUAUCAUUAUUUUACAAAGAGCUUUGUAUUUAGUAUUUGCCAUACAUGUACAGUUGUGUAAGUCAGUGGUCAGCAAGUUAAAGUCAGAAUUGGACAAAUACUGUAUCUGAUUAGUUGUGCAAGUACAGUAACAACAUACAGCUGUUAACACAAUCAAUGUCGCCACUUUCACAUCCUUUCUCGCCAUUUAACACUGUACACUACAAUAAGUACUCUUAAUUUUGCUGUCACAACAGUAGUGUAUAUAUGCUUAUAACCAUCUAGCAGUGUGCCAAACAUAAGUGAACCAAAAUUUUAUGAAAGAUUUUAAUUUAUUCCAUUUUUUUAAUUUGAUUUUUUUUUUAUCCUCAAAAUCCUGUUGUGUGCUGUUACAGAGCCAUAAACAAGGUUGCAGUUAACUUACUAGCAUGCUCUUCCAUUAUUAUUAAUGUUUUUUUCUUUCAUUUUUUUAUUGUUUGCCACCAAUAGAAGUCACAACAGAAAGCAUAUGUACUUAGUGCAGACCCCCAGAGCUGUAAUUAAGAAUAUAACAUAGUUACUGAUUACAUUUGUUGUCUAAAAAUAAAAUGCUGUCCUACAGAAAUAGGAAUUUUAUUGUGUUUUGAGUCUGUGUCAUGAGUAUUCUUGAAAGGAAUAUUUUACAGGAUCAAACCCCUGCUAUUUAGCUCAUGAGAAUAUAAGAGGAAUUUCUUCAAGUUCAAGAUCAUAAAAAUUAAAGAAUGAUGCAAGCAAACAACGAAGGCUGUCACAGAAUCAAUAAAUCUGUCAGAAUCUGUUCUUUCCUGUAGUUGCAAGAGAAACAAAUUUUUGUUACUUUCUCUCAUAUUUAGCCUAUGGUUCAACAACGUAGUAUUAGUAAAAGAAAUUGUCAGUUUUGUUGUCCAUUUUUCUAUAUUACACACACUUCCCUUACAAGAACUGUCACACAUCCUACUAAAUGUUAAAUCCAUUUCACAGCUGUUGUGUUAAAUGUAAGACAUAAAUGGGGAAUUCAGAGUAGAACAAUUCAGUUACUCAUACACCUAUUUAAACUGAAAUUUUGCAUUCUUAUGGUCAUAUGAUUUAUCCAUAAAUAUCAGUAUAUAAUUUAUUCCAUAUCCUGUUGGCCACUAAUAAAUGAUUAGACCCAUGUAUGUGCCAGUUUUUGUUAUGCUGCAAAUUAGAAAAACAAUUAGGAAAAGUAAGGUGCUCAAAUCAAUCAGUAAUCUACAUGAAAACCAAUUUAAACAAAAAAAAAUGGAAGAUGCUGUUGACAACAUAAAUAAUGACAAUAGUAAUAGUUUUUGUUAAUAACAUAUAAUUUGUAUAGAAUGCUUUUGCUUUGUUUCUUUUUUAUUUUCCAUAUUUACAAUAGGAAAACAGUUUAUUUUGUUAUCUAAUACUAUUACAUCCUGAAAUGCAAAUAUUCAUGUUACUGGCAGUGAACACACUCUGAAAGACUGAACUACUAUGUAUAAAUGUAGCAUACUGCCUUCCUAAUGAAGUAUUACAGUAAUUAUAACAACUAAGUUGUUCGGAGAACUCAUUAAAUUUACAUGAAAAGUAAAUGGAAAUAAUGUGGUCAUGUUUGGUUUGUUAGCAAUUAUUAGUGCUCAUAAAAGCAUAUAAAGCAACAUAUCAAGACAAGAGAACAAAAACGUACAGUAUCUGGAUAAGCCAUAAAAACGAUUGUUCAGAUUUAGAACACAUGUAACUGCAACUUAGUGCCAUAACACCCCAAAAAAUUUGAGUAUAUGUGUAAUAAUUGUUUUUAAAUUACCUUUACACAGUUACCACAUUACUAUGUAAAAGAAAAUCUAUGUUUGUGUACAUAAAGAUGAAAUAUAUGUGUGAAUACUGUAAACUCAA
Schistocerca nitens (vagrant locust) is the source of this 8180-nucleotide messenger RNA. Its product is annotated as protein sax-3-like. Gene Ontology annotation, cellular component: plasma membrane; axon. Gene Ontology annotation, biological process: dendrite self-avoidance; homophilic cell-cell adhesion; axon guidance. Bases 1 to 3519 code for a protein of 1172 amino acids. Gene Ontology annotation, molecular function: cell-cell adhesion mediator activity. NCBI's taxonomy places the organism in Eukaryota, Metazoa, Arthropoda, Insecta, Orthoptera, Acrididae. The record is from RefSeq and is a predicted model, not a curated record. The transcript has 15 exons.